AUGGCAGCCAAAGAAAUUGAUAUGAUCACCGAUUAUGGAAUGCUGAAACUCUUUUUCCGUCACCUUGAGUGUAUCAGAGGAUGCAAGGAAAUGAUCCUGAUGUUCUAUGGCGAGGUGGAUGAAGAAUGUGAAAAGUUUGAAAUCGAAGCAAAACAAGUGUUCUCAAAGGAGUUUUUUUGUACCUAUGCAGGCAAACAUCAGUUCCGUAUUCUGUAUGUAUCAAGUUCAAUCAUGGUCAUUUUUGAUUACUAUUUAACCCCUGAUGAGAAUUUGAUAAAAGUGCUGUUUUUGGUUGGGAAAGGAGAUAGUGUGAGUGGAGAAGAGCAACAGAAAUUUGCAGAGCUGUGUGACAAGAUGCGCAUUCCAAAGGAAAAAAUCAGAUACAUGUUUGAGAAAGAUAAUGAUAAGAUCAAGAAUAUUUGCAAUAGGGAAUUCUCCAUGGCAAUUGACUCAUCUAUCUAA
This is a messenger RNA of Cricetulus griseus (Chinese hamster), 462 nucleotides long. Lineage: Eukaryota; Metazoa; Chordata; Mammalia; Rodentia; Cricetidae. The record is from RefSeq and is a predicted model, not a curated record.